CGCACACUCAGCGACUUAUACCGCUGCAAGACCUCACUGCCACACGAUCCGCAGAAUCCGUAGACCUGAAUCAUACCGGAGAAUCAACAGAGGGGAUCUGCGGAGAAGUGUGAUUGGGUCUGGAACCAGGACGUUCAGGACUGGCCAGAAAUACUUGCAGCAACGCAAGAAAGUAGACCCUCGAUCGCUAUCAAUUUUGGGACGACCUCGAUCAAUGAAAAUGAUUCAGUUUAUCCAGAGUAGCGACUUCUCCUCGUUCUUCUGCACGGUGCGCUUGCCAUGACACUGAAGGGACUGCAAAAUCCCUCUCGGUCUCCACCAACGCCGUCUCAAAACAGGAGUUCUCGGCUCUGGAAUGCAUACACGCUGCUGCAGAUCGGCUUCAUAUCAGUGCUUCUUGCCUCCUUCCUGCAUCUUACAUCCCAGCUCCCACUAUUGCGCAACACGCCCUCUUCACCCAUCGACUUUUGCCCGCAGGCCAACUCGAGCGUUCUUAUCCGCAAUGCCGACAUCUGGGAGGGGAGCUUGGCACGCACGGGCUCGGACGGAUUUCGGCAGAGGGCCGCUGGGCGGCUCGCAGGCGCCGUCCGCAUUCCAACUGAAUCGUACGACGACCUCCUGCCCGUUGGAGUUGACCCGCGCUGGGACGUCUUCGCGCUGCUGCAUGGGUAUCUCGAGGAGACGUUCCCCCUGGUGUACAGCCGCCUGGACGUCCGCCGCGCCAACACGUACGGGCUCAUUAUCGAGUGGACUGGGUCGGAUGCCACGCUCAAACCCGUGCUUUUUACUGCACACCAAGACGUCGUCCCAGUCGAGCCACUGACGGUCGCAGAAUGGACUCAUCCGCCGUAUUCUGGACACUUUGAUGGCCAACGCAUCUGGGGUCGCGGGACCGCCGACGAUAAGAACGGGCUGAUUGCGAUCCUAACGGCCCUGGAGACUCUGCUAGAGCUCGGUUUCGCACCGACACGGACGAUCGUGGCAGCUUUCGGAUUCGACGAAGAAGCGACGGGCGCGGAGGGUGCGGCACAUCUGGCGAAUGCGAUGUUGGACACUUACGGCGAAGACGCAUUUGCGUUCAUCGUCGACGAGGGCUCUGGAUUGUUGAAACUCUUCGGGACCGUUUUCGCCAUGCCUGAAGUGGCUGAGAAGGGCUAUAUGGAUGUCACCGUGAACGUCACGACUGCUGGAGGACAUUCGAGCAUUCCGCCGGACCAUACCAGCAUAGGUAUCCUGGCUGCGGUUGUCGUCGAAUAUGAAAACCACCCGCACAAUCCGAAUCUAACUAGGCACUCGCCGUCGUUCCAGACGUUCCAAUGCCUGGCGCAGUACGCUGCGGAUAUGCCGCCCCCGGUGAAAGCCAUCAUCUCCAAAGCCGCGACUUCGGAGUCGGAACUCCACGUUCUCGAGGGACUGCUGUACAAGAACCCGCUGUAUCGGAUCCAAAUCAUGACGACGCAGGCGGUUGAUGUUAUCAAAGGCGGCGUGAAAGCGAAUGCACUGCCGGAGCAGGCGAGUGUGCUGGUGAAUCAUCGGAUAUCCAUCGAGAGUUCUAUCGCGCAGCUCCGCGAACACAACACCGCGCUCAUGCAGCCGCUCGCCACUCGGUUCAAUCUCAGCUUCCGGGCCUUUGGGGAGCAGAUUUCGGAUCCGCGCGUGCCGACUGCGGGGCUGCUGUCGGUGGGAGAUGACAGCUACCCGCCGCUCGAGUCUUCGCCUGUGACACCGACGAUCGGCUCGGUCGCGUACGAAGUCUUGUCGGCCAGUAUCAAGGCGACAUAUGCUCAUCGUAGGGUCAAGCAGAACGGAGACUCUCUGGUGGUCGCGCCGUCGCUGAUGGUGGGCAACACAGACACGAGUUUCUACUGGACCCUCUCACCUAACAUCUUCCGCUACGGCCAUGGCAAUUCGGCUGGACUGGCGCAGGAGCAGAUGCGCGACAAUCUGCACACGGUCGAUGAAUCUCUCGAUGCGGAUGAUUUUGUGGAGAUGAUCCGCUUCUUUGUGACGCUGAUGUUGAGCGCGGACGAAAGUUUGGCGCUGUGAUGGAUGCAAAUCAAGCCAAGCUUAUCACAGGUUCUGACUGGAUACAUCCAAGGCACUUUGUAGCCGGAGAUUUCUCACCUGCCUGGCUCAAGUGCCACGAAUAGACUAGUAUGUUGGCGAUACGCACCCGGCACCAUGACAGCCAUAUCCAUGUCUGAACCUCAAAACACUUGUCAUGUCAGCGCGCGAUCGUCCGAGCCUCGUGGCAAACAGAACAAAAAGGUAAAGGUGAUCGGAGACAACAGAAAUUUCAUCGAUGGCUUCCGAUGUUCUAGUGCAUAACCGCUGGAGAUAUUGCUUUGGGUCGGUCGGGGAUUUCGCUGAGCACAGAUCAAUCGAUCAAUCUGAUUCAGUACGACUCGAUUCCUUUCUCUGACGCUGGAAGCAAGAAGAUCCCCGUGGAGUUACGUCCAGUGCGUACUUGUAUCGAUGUGGGCGCGUGGCCGGUUGUUAUGUCACUAUCAGUGGAGCGCACACCAGCCAAACUCAAACUUUGUCUCGAUCAUCAAUAAGCGUAACAAUAAGCUAGAUCGGUGGCCAGCGAUCAACCACAACCCAUGGCCCAAGGACUCCUUCAACCUCGCAUCCAGGUAUGCUUUGCUCGUCCUCGACCACAGUUUCUCGUCGGGUAUGGAGCCUGGGGUAACUGGAUCUCUCACCGUCGGAACGUGGCCCAUUGAAGGGCACCUUGCGAGGCGCAGCACCGGGCACCGCGACCCGACUCAUCUCUGGUUCUUAUUGUUGCACGAAAUACGAUCGGUGAUCACAAGCCAACCUCUGACUCUUGUGUUCUGCGAUCCGCACAUCCUUGUCUCGCAACGUGCCUGGCUGGAGGUCGAGUAUAAAAGCCGCAUCGCGGCAGCUUGGAAACCUACCAUUGAUUCACCACUCCCGUUCAGCCAUCCGACUACACUCACCAACCCAACCUGACCAUUUCUCUCUGUGUGUCUCAAUGGACUCUUUCACUGCCACCAUCAUCCCCACCAAGAUCGAGGAGACCAUCCUGCCUCCUGUCAGCGAGGACAGCGGCUCUGGCUCCAACGGCGGCUGCGUUGUCUGCAGGGAGGAUACCGAGCUUCCCCCUGUAAACGAAGACAGCAGCUCUGGCACCAACGGCGGUUGCGUCAUUGCCUGAAUGUUUGAUGCCACUUUCCACGUCGAUAGCCCUCUGAAUCAGUUGUGGGGCGCAUUCGGACUCCCACUUUAUUCUGCGCUCGAUUCGUUCGCGCUUCCAUAUUCCCUUGCACUUCGGUUCCGAUUACCCAUGCCAUUGUAUCAGGUCAUUCUAGAUGUCUCACACUACUCGAAGUAUAUUGCAAUCAUCACCAUCAUCGUCUCUGUCCUAUGUACUUCUACUCCUCACCAGUAGCUAAAUGCCACAUUCGUUUACACUGGAAUGCAUUUUCGUGUUGUUACUCGGGA
Molecule: messenger RNA, 3468 nt
Organism: Mycena citricolor
Lineage: Eukaryota; Fungi; Basidiomycota; Agaricomycetes; Agaricales; Mycenaceae
Source: the annotation of a GenBank genome assembly